CUUGUAAGUGCAGUGGCACGUAGCCGCCUCGUGCUUCCGUGCUCUCCGUGCUGGCAGCGACGACGACCUCUGGACAUGUCAGCAAAGGAUCAAGAGACCGUGUCCCCGGCAAAUGUGCAACAGGACUUUGUGCCAGUCGACUCAGAGAGAAAAGAAGUUCGCGGAUGGGAUGGCCUCAACUUGAAAGAGAUGUUUGAGAUGCCCGCCGACGUCCAAUACGAGAUACUGGGUGGUCUUCAUCCGCGAGAUCUACUCAGCCUUUCAUGGACAUCAAAAGCAUGCCACGCUGCUCUCUCAACAAAGGACUCAGCAUAUUUAUGGACAGUGACACUCAGAAACGUGCCAGGCGUACCUCCCUGCCCCGACUUGCUCAUUGAGCCCGCGUGGGCUACGCUUCUGUAUUCGCCCCAUUGCACGGGAUGCGGAUAUGAUGGUUCCACUGAAUGGUACUGGGAGUUCUAUGUGCGGUUCUGCGACAAUUGCCGCCAUACUAGGCUCGUCUGGGACCCGCACUAUGACCGUCGUGUCUCCGAGAGACGGAACCUCAGCCUAGACAUUCCAACGAACAUACUCAAUGCGAGACGUGUCCCUCCGAACCCCUACUAUCCGCGUGAACUUCGCAAUGUAUACAUGAAGUCCGAGAUCGACGAUCUCAUAGAUGCUUGGGUGAAGGUGGUCAAGGAAGAUGACGACGAAGCGAUGGCCACCUUAGUUGGCCAACAGUUUGUACGCGUGCGGAAGACUGCGAAGGUAGUAGUGAUUCGCCCUCCUCGUAUCGCUGCGUCGAGACUCACUCAGGACUGUUACGGCACACAGCACGUAGCUCUCUGUGAGAAGUGGGCAGAAGCUGAGUGCGUCGAGCUUCGAAAGGAGCGCCUUCGAGACGUUGUUUCUAGGCUGCGGGAAGUUGGCUGGGGCGACAAGUUGGAUCUCAUGAAAGAAGAUAACUACGCUCCCCUCUCCAAAUUGGCCGAGGUCAACGUGCCCGAGAAGCUGACGGACACAGCUUGGAGUAAUGUCGGUCGAGAGAUAAUCAAGGGUAUGGAAAGCGCUCAAACACGACGUCUCGCACGCGAGUUGGAUGAGAAACUGCACUCGCGGGCGGACAUCAUGGAGUCCACUAUCAAAUCCCUUUUGAGGCGUCCAGAACUAUGGCCUUACCGCGUAGGUUUUGGAGAUAUCGCACGUAUGCCAGAGGUCCGCGAGAUCAUGUGCGCGCCCGACUCGGAGGACAUCGACGCCAAGUUUGCAGCGCUGCCAACACAAUUCGGUGACAUGAUCAGAAGGUGGAAGGCCCAUGUGGACGAUCAGCUGCUCAAUAAGUAUGUCCCGGAUUUUGACGAAUAUGAAUACCCAAGACGCGCGAAGUCGUACAAGAGGCUGCUCUCACUAGAUCUAGCGACAACGCGGUUUCGCUGUGAGAGAUGCGCUGUCGAAUUCGGGUGGGAUUGUGACUUGUACUAUCCUAGCGUCCUGUCGCACGACUGUCUGCAUGGCGAGACCGAAUGGAUGGACGACGAGACAGACACAGUGUACGCCCAUUUCGUCGAGGAAUAUGUUGGUUCGGAGGGGUUCUACACAUACCGCCUUCACGCGGUGCCGCUAACGACUCAGGCUCGCAAGCUAUUCGAGCUUUGUGGCAAGGACACGGACACGGUUACAGCGCAGGAAAUGGAUGCACUUGGUGUGAGGUUCGUGCGGGAUGAGGAGUAUAUUAUGACAUGGCGCGCCGCUACAUCCUCAUCCCAGGGUCCUGACGGGACGUGGCGAAUGGCGACAUCUGGCGAGGCUUCAAAGGCCCAGAAACACGAGCGGAGGAUACAACUAGAAGAAGCAAGAUGGUUCUGCAGAACAUGUGAUGAGCCGCAGCAUGCACGGGGAUGGUAUUGUCGCGAUGCACUUCGACAUCUUGCAACGAUGCAUGGAGGGGUGACUCUCAGCUUAGAGUGCGAGCAUCUGCAAGCAUUACCGGGGUACGAUAAAUCCCAAGAUGACUUCCGAUUCAAGCUGGACUCGCUGGACAGUGACGAGAAGGCCAAGAGGAAAGUCAAGCGCACAACUGCAUCAUCCGAUGUGAAAGGUGGCAGCGGCUCGACCCCAACGCAGCGCAAGGGUGGCGGAAAAGCCCCGUCUACGCGCGGGCGCGGUGGACUCAAAGACAUGCUCGAGAUGCCAAUAGACGUUAUUCACGAAAUCUUGCGGCAUCUUCGCCCACGCGAUCUUCUUAGUCUCUCAUGGUCGUCGAAGUCUGUUCACGCGUUCUUGAUGAAGAAGAGCUCCGCAUAUAUAUGGAAGCUAUCUUUGAAAAACGUGGAAGGGCUACCCUCUUGUCCUGAACAUCUCAUUGAGCCUACCUGGACCUCGUUCCUCUUCGCGAAGCAUUGCAGCGCAUGCGGACAGGCUAACAUUGCAGAUAGUGGCAUAUUAUGGGAAUGCUAUAUGCGUCUCUGCAAAGAUUGCUCUCGUCUGAGCACAAUUGAGUCGAGAGAUGCAGACUUCGAGGACAUACCAAUGGACAUGUUCAACCAGUGCUCCGUCAACAGGCCUCGCGAGAGCAAGGCGCUUUACUUGAAGUCUGAGGUCCAGAAAACCAUGGACACUUGGAACAAAUUGGUCAAGGCAAACAACGAACACGAGUUAGCACUGUUCAUCGGCACAGAGAUACUGCGAGUACGGAAAAUCCAGGAUCACGCAUUGGAAUGCUCGGAGUGGGCCGAGGAGCAAGCCAGAAUGCACAAACAGGAACGAGCUGGGAUCCAAGGGGAUCGGCUUCAAGAAAUCAUGUCCAGAUUGCGUGAUCUCGGAUGGGGACCUGAACUUGAUUUCAUUGAACUCAAUGACUACGACGAGUUUUAUGAACACAAGCACGUUCGGGCGGCCAGGAAGCUCACAGAACGCAGUUGGCAAAACAUAUGCGAACAAAUGGUCAAGUGUAUGGAAGCGGUCCGUGCAAGGCGCCUCGCGCUUGAACUUACGAAGAGACUGAACGGGCGCUGGGAGGCCAUGGAGUGUGCCUUGUCGAUCCUCCAUGAUCAUCAAGAGACACGCAGCCGUGGAUUGAGCCGUGGCGAUAUCGCACUCAUGCCAGAGUUCCGCGAGAUCGUGUGCUCUCUGCCCGGUGUGGAGGUGAACAAGGAAAGCUUCAUGGUGCUGGAAGCGAAUAUCGGGAAGCACGCAGAGCAGCGGUACACGCGCAUGCAAGACUCGCUCCGAGCGCUGCUCGCCCAAUCUGCCAACAAAGACUCAAAUGGAGCAACUACACCUGACGAGGCGGAUGUGGACGCACUGGAGCUCGCAACGACAAUGUUCCGUUGCAAGAUAUGCGCCCAGACCAUUUUCUACUCGCAGGUCAUGAAGCACGGAUGUUUCCGCCGGAAUCCACCUCGGCUGCAAGCGGGAUCAGACGUAUACGUAUACUGGCAGUUCGUCUCGAGGCAAUUCAAAGGCCGUGGCUACGGUACCUCUGAGCAACCCACCAUCACCGAAGGUUUACUCGCUGUAACCAAUCCUCCUGCCGAGGUUGUGCGGCUGAUCGAACUAUGCGGAAAGAACACGCAAACUGUGCGUGCGGAAGAGAUGGAUGCCUUAGAUGUCAGGUUCGUACGAAACGAAAAAGACAGUAUGACCUGGCGUGCUGCGAUGACAUACCGAGACUCCGUGUCCUACUCCAAGAGUUGGCGGCUGGCAAAUGCCGAAGAGCUCGACGAGGCCAAGCAACUCGAAGCAGAGCGUCGAAGGAAUGCCAGUCGGACGGUUGCCACUCUUCCUGCCACGCGCACCUCCAACAGCACACCCCAAUUGCGGGGAGGCUACGGCCGACCCUACACGCUACCCGCAACGGGUUUCGACCGCAAAAGCGGCAGUCGCGACUGCGGGAUGAACCCGUGGAAUGACAGCGACAGCCUAGGAGCAUAGGAUAUGGUGUGGAGUGGGGUCUGGGUCUCUGGCGGUAUGUGGUAUGUCUGGACGUGUUGGGGGAGGGAGGCGGGGGCCUUUGGAAGGGCUCUCGUGAAUUGCAUCAGAUAAGCCGCCAUCCUUCUGCAGGCGGUACUCAAGGCUCCUGGGCUCGCGGGAGCAGCUGGGAGUUUAUGAUGGAAUGGGGUAUCGCACCUCACGUGGCCUGCUAUCAUGAAGACUGGAGCGCUUACCUACGGGGGGUCGCGUCUGGCGCCGACAUCUCGACGCCAGCACUCAACGGUACUGCCCGUCCUCGGACUCAACAAGGCACGAAGGAGAGUAACCCGCAGGGACCCACAAGGGGAAAUGGGGCUCGGGAGGAACGGUCUUAGCGUUCGGUAGUGAUCUAUUAGUGCCUGCAUGUACCUCGGCGUAUGGGCUUUAAACUCGGUGAAUC
Messenger RNA from Rhodofomes roseus, 4354 nucleotides. RefSeq lists its product as uncharacterized. The record is from RefSeq and is a predicted model, not a curated record. Bases 76 to 3915 code for a protein of 1279 amino acids. The transcript has 19 exons. Gene Ontology annotation, molecular function: protein binding. NCBI's taxonomy places the organism in Eukaryota, Fungi, Basidiomycota, Agaricomycetes, Polyporales, Fomitopsidaceae.